Messenger RNA from Penicillium crustosum, 741 nucleotides. RefSeq lists its product as uncharacterized. Lineage: Eukaryota; Fungi; Ascomycota; Eurotiomycetes; Eurotiales; Aspergillaceae. The record is from RefSeq and is a predicted model, not a curated record. Bases 1 to 741 code for a protein of 246 amino acids. Gene Ontology annotation, molecular function: ATP binding; ATP-dependent chromatin remodeler activity. The transcript is spliced from 3 exons.
AUGGAUACCGUCCCUUCGGAGCCUGAGUACCGAGACCUAGUUGUUGGACUCACCACCCAGCUCCUUAAGCCUACCACCGCUCGGUUGAACCGCGCGCCUCUUACGCUCACUGACGUCCACGAGCUCUACCGCCACCUCUGUAGCCCCGAGUUCUUCAACAAUUCGGUCCUUCGCGCUGCUCCCGAUGAGGAGGCCAGCCCGCUCCACGGCGGGAUCCUCGCUGACGUAUGUGGCCUCGGGAAGACCCUAACCGCACUCACGCUUAUCUACCAGGCGGCCCUCGUCCAACCCCGGCCCCCAUACCGGCCUACCCUGAUCCUAGUGCCCUCGGCCCUGAUUGAUACAUGGCUCCUGGAGAUCGAGCGCCACUUUGGGGACGCCCUGAUAGUCCGGCUCUUCUACAGUGCCAAAACCCGUACUGGCGAUUCCGAGCGUAAGCUGAUGCUGCUCGAGUCACUCGGCGAGGCCACGCGUACCACCACCGAGAUCGACGAGAAUGGCGCGCCGACGUACCGCGCCCGGAAGGCCACGCGGAAGGAGACCGACCCUAUGGCCCUUGAUCUUACUACCGCCGAAGCCGACGUAGAUGAGGAUAUACCCGACCCCGACGACGUCGUGACCCCGUCGGUCUCGGACGAGCCAGGUUCCCCCAGUAGCGUACACACCCCGCCUACCGAUAGCGUCGGCACCCCUUAUCCCCCGGGCGUCAACGCCGCCGUCACUGAACUGAGCGAGCUCUAG